Messenger RNA from Agrilus planipennis (emerald ash borer), 685 nucleotides. RefSeq lists its product as uncharacterized. The transcript is spliced from 5 exons. NCBI's taxonomy places the organism in Eukaryota, Metazoa, Arthropoda, Insecta, Coleoptera, Buprestidae. The record is from RefSeq and is a predicted model, not a curated record. The coding region runs from base 15 to 641 and encodes 208 amino acids.
UUUGGAAUUUAAAAAUGGAAAAAGAAAAUCGGGGUGAUUCUCGAAAAACUGAUUCUCAAAAGUUACUUGAAAAAUAUCUCGAAGAUGCAAAUAAGGCAAAUUCGUAUUUGGUCAAUAACGAUCAGGAAGAAUCUGAAAUUCGACAAUAUUAUCGUUCCCUUGACAAUAACACCCCUUUCUUUAAUACAAACGACGAUGCAAUUUCUUUCGAGGACAUAAUUCCUUCAGAAGAACAGAAACGGGCUUUUGAAGCCACAUCGAUAUUUGAACCCGACUAUGUUCCUGAGGACAUAUUAGACUUCUAUUAUCGAAGAUCUCCAACCAGUAUCAAUUUAUCACCAACUUCUACAGAUUCUGACAUAUCUAAUCUUUCAUUGUACUUGGUUUGGACUCGAACUAAAGAAACUUAUGAUCCUGCCCAUCUUACAGACGAAGGAAUUUAUCUUGAAGAUAAUUAUUUAAACGAAUCUAGCAGUGAUGAGGAACUAAUUGAAGGAAUUAGAAAAUUAAAUUUAACAUCUUCUGAAGAAGUCCCACCUUCAGAAAAUGCUGCUUUAACAAACUAUUCUAAUGCUAAACGCCAAAAUGAUGAUGAAGAUGCUUUAGAUUUGAAUCCCAUUAAGAAAAAUAAAAAGGACUAAAUAAAUUUUUGAUACUACAUAAACAUAUUCUGUAGAUUUUUACG